CUGCCAGACAGCCAUGGGUCAGGAUUACUACUCUGUGCUCCAGAUCACUCGAAAUGCAGAAGAUUCUCAGAUCAAGCAGGCGUACCGGAAACUUGCCCUGAAGAACCACCCGAUGAAGACAAAUGAGUCAACUGCAGCAGAUACAUUCAGACAAAUAGCAGAAGCCUACGACGUGCUAAGCGACCCUGUGAAGAGAAGCAUCUAUGACAAGUUUGGAGAAGAGGGCCUAAAAGGUGGCAUUCCUCUGGAGUUUGGAUCCCAGACCCCGUGGACAACUGGCUAUGUCUUCCAUGGCAACCCUGACAAGGUGUUCCAUGAGUUCUUUGGAGGAGACAACCCCUUCAGUGAAUUCUAUGAUGAAGAAGGGGGUGAUGUGGAUUUAAAUUUUGGGGGACUCCGGGGCCGAGGAGUCAAGAAGCAGGACCCCCCAAUUGAACGGGAUCUCUACUUGUCCCUGGAGGACUUAUUCUUUGGCUGCACCAAAAAAAUCAAGAUCUCACGAAGGGUGCUAAAUGAGGAUAAGUAUUCCUCUACCAUCAAGGACAAGAUCCUGACAAUUGAUGUGAAGCCUGGCUGGAGGCAGGGCACACGAAUCACCUUUGAGAAGGAAGGGGACCAGGGCCCCAACAUCAUCCCAGCCGACAUCAUCUUCAUAGUAAAGGAGAAGCUGCAUCCUCGCUUCCGCAGGGAGAAUGACAACCUCUUCUUUGUGAACCCCAUCCCUUUGGGAAAGGCUCUUACCUGCUGCACCGUGGAGGUAAAGACCUUGGAUGACCGCCUGCUCAACAUCCCUAUCAAUGACAUCAUCCAUCCCAAGUACUUCAAGAAGGUGCCAGAUGAAGGGAUGCCAUUGCCGGAGGACCCCACCAAGAAGGGGGACCUGUACAUCUUCUUUGACAUCCAGUUCCCCACCCGCCUCACACCGCAGAAGAAGCAGAUGCUGCGCCAGGCAUUGCUGACCUAACUCGGGGAGCCUCACUGCUCUGCAGCCUCUGUACAUGUGACAUGGGGGGGGGGGGGGAUGGCACAGAGCCUUCGGCUGACACAAUAAAGA
This is a messenger RNA of Dipodomys spectabilis (banner-tailed kangaroo rat), 1054 nucleotides long. It is a transcript of the gene Dnajb13, whose product is annotated as DnaJ heat shock protein family (Hsp40) member B13. Gene Ontology annotation, cellular component: cytosol. The transcript has 8 exons. Bases 14 to 964 code for a protein of 316 amino acids. Gene Ontology annotation, molecular function: protein-folding chaperone binding. The record is from RefSeq and is a predicted model, not a curated record. NCBI's taxonomy places the organism in Eukaryota, Metazoa, Chordata, Mammalia, Rodentia, Heteromyidae.